GGGCAUUUCUGCCUCGCCCCGAGUCCCCGCCCCGUCUUUUCCCCUCAUGCCGACUUUGUGAGACGGAGGCAGAGCGAGAAAGAGGGACGACGAGAGAGAGAGAGAGAGAGACGACAGAGAGAGAGAGAGAGAGGCAGCGAAGGGCGCGCCCAGGGCAGCCGCGGACAAAGCCCCGUCGGGGAGGCGGUUGGGCCGAGAUCCAAAGAAAAAAUACAGGCCUGUCCCUUGCCUAGUAGUUCCAAGAAUUUCAGACAGCUUGCCCAGGGCCCUUGGGUGUGAAGAUGGAUGACCAAUCAGCAGUUAGUGGGGACCCAUCUCCUCAAGUCAAUGGUGUUGCUACUGCUAAGGAAGGGGCACCAGUUGCCUGUCCUCCUGCAAUGAAACAGAAAUCCAGCAAGAACCCACAUCCAGUCGUACGGCUUCCUGGGCGGAAGCAGCCGAUCCCUCCUUCCUCUCGUCCCCCUACAGUUCCUUCUGGUGCAUCCAAAACACUCAACAAUGGGACAACAAGGAAGGCUGGUGUGUUGCAUCCCAAGCAGCCAGUGCUCAAGAACAAUACUGCUGCCAACUCAUCCACCAGAAUAACAGCAAAAAAGGUGACAGGAGACAAGCCUGGUGGGGUAAAGCCUUUGGAAAAAAUGGACCCAGAUGAGGUGCAGCAAAAAGCCACCAAGGUAGCAACAGUGGCAGCAACUUCAGUCCCAAAGACUGCUUCCACAAAGCCUAAGAAAUCGGAACCUCCUAAAUCCUCCAGGACUUGGUUGCCAGGGACUAAGACCGCAACUUCAUCAGCUUUAAACAGAACAGCUGCCAACGACAGAAGUGUGAGCAGACCUAAGCAGACAGCACCAUCUGCUGGCCAGGCCAUAGCAGUUCAGCAGCAGAGAAAUACUUUGUCCACCCAAAGAGAUACCUCCAGAGCUGUCUCCCCUCUCAAGGCCAAACUGUCAACUUCUAGCCCCACAGUGAAGGUGUCUACUGCCCCAAAGAACUCCAAAACCUUAAACUCCAAAUCACAGUCUGAACCACACCUUGGACAGAGGAAUACCGCUGCAAAUACCAAGCUCACUGCAAAGAAGGUUUCAGAGCUUAUGAAGCCCAGAAAUCCUGUCAAUGCAGCUGUUGCAAGUGUCCACCCAGCCAGAGUACAACGAACGGUCAAGGUCCCACCUUCAUCAAGCACCCUAGGCAAGAAGCUUCUGAAGAAAGAUGCUUCUCCUGGUCUAGAACAGGCUUCUGUUCAAAACAAGAUUCAGAAAGCAACUGCUAAGGAAAAGGAGGCCACAGCAACCACUGGGAAAGCAGAAAGUGUCACUGGGACAGAUAUUGAGGCUCUACAAAUAUUAGCCCCUGAGAUAAAGAUUGCUGGCCAGCCCAUCUCUCAAGAGGGAGUGUCAGCAGGCUUCAGGGUAGGGGCCUCAGGGACGGAGCAUAUGGAACCAGGAGACUUGGAAGAAGAAGAUGGGACAGAGCAGGCCAACACAGUUUUGAUUGCAGAAAUGCUGCCUCCCUCAGUGCAGGAAGUCCCUAUAGCCUCUCUUGCUCCACAAGCUGUGGGGAUCUCCUCUCCAAGGGAGCUGUCCCAUUUGCAAGAUGUUUCCCCGAGUGAGAGGUCCCAUUCCCAGCAAGAUGUCCCUGAAGCCCUUGAACUCUCCAGUGAUUGCAAUGAAUUAUUGCAUUGUGAGACAGCACUUCCGUGUGAAACACCCCUAUCCAUUAAUUUGGAGCCCUGUGCCCAGAGUCCCCCUGCUUUUCCUCCAUCAAUGUCCUUGUGGUCUGGUGUGGAAACCAAUUCCCCUGAGGACUAUGUAAAACAAGCACCUCCAUGCCUUGAGUUUGGAGGGACCCUCAGACAGCUGCAUUCAUUGCCUGAUGCUGAUGAGAUCCAUGAAGAUUUGAAUCCCCUCUCAACAUCCCCUCAGGGGUCCCCAAUUUCGGCUGAAGGUGAUAUUCCCUUCUCAAGUCAAACAGAGGCACUUCAUUUUCCUGGCUUCUUGGAUUUUGAGGCCAGGCCACUAGAAGAGCCCCAGGCUGCUAUGGAUUUGGUGCCAACAGCAGAGGGAUGGGAGUCACCUACCCUCCAAGCAGAACAAGCACCUCCUCCCUCUACCAGCCAAGCAGAUACUCCCACUUUGGUAGCCUUCACAGGACUUCUGACUAUGAAGUGUGAUGAUGAGCCUGGCAGCGAGGAGGAAGACCAAGUCCCAAGUCUCUCUUUAAGUCCAGAGGAGGAGCCACAGCAGGACACAGCCUCUCCAGAAACUGAGAGUGCCAGAUGGAGGAGCUCUUUGGACCCUUCUGCUGAAGAUGAUGAGGUGACUCAAGAGGAUGCUUGUCCCCUGCUCAUGGAAGAGUUCUCAGCAGCUCCUGGCAGUGGUACAGAAGGAGUGCCAGAGGAGGACCUGCAUGUGACUGAAAGUUUGACUGUCUUUGAGGCUGUUUGGGACCAGCCUAAUCUCCCUUUGCCUAUAGCUGCAGCUUUGCUUCUUACUGACUCUGUUCAGAACGAAGAUGAUGACCAGUCUAGUGGAUUGGCUGAACAUCCCGGUGUUGAAUGCCUCGGGGAUGAUGAUGAUAAUGGUGAUGAUCCAGUAGCUCCAGAAGUAUGUGCGAGUAUCCUGCAGCAAGUGGAGGGUCCCCCUGACAAUGCUCUAGAUGUCAUGCUCUUCCUCUCAGAUGAGGCCUUACCAGGUGGUAGACAUGGCAGAGGUGAUGAUGGUGUUAAUGUUACCAUUACUGCUCCAGGUUCGAUGCACAAACCCCAGAGCCUACCCUUGAAGAGUCUGGAGUUGCUGCAGGAGCCUCCCGCUCAGUUGCCCAGUGGACCGGAGCUGCCACUAAGCAGGACGGGGACAAAGGGCCAUUCUCCAGAGCGGGGAGGCUCAUCUUCCAAAUCCAGCACUCUAAGUGGUCCAGACCUGGCAGGCAAGAGCAGCAGUGAGACAAGCACCCCGGAGGAGCUGCGGGAGUACGACAGUAGUUCGGGAGUGGAGUCCAAGUCAGAUGAGAGACUGGAGCAAACCUGCCACCAGAUCUUGAGUCCCCUGGAGGACCUCCCUGGGGAGCUAGACCUGGGCAUCCACAUGGAGAAGGUGGAUGAUGAGGCAGAGACCCUACCCGCAGAUGAAGUCCUUGGUGACCCGCCAACAGAGCCCACAGUGUCCUCCUCAGAAGGGGAGGAGGAAGAAGGGAAGAUGGCAGAGGAGCUGGACGUGGAACUACUGAAGGAGGUGGGCUUUGCCAAAACAGUGUGCUUGUCGGCCUCCCCUCCCCCACGCAAGCAGCCCCCCUUGCCUCAUUCAGUAGAGGAGUCUGAUGAGCCUGGCUCAGGUGACGCUGGCACAGAGACCCCGGCCUCCACCAAUUCGGCGGCCUCCUGUGAUGUCUUUGGUGCCUUCCACCUCCACUCCACCGACAGCUGUGGCAAGAGCCCUGGUCUCUCCUCCCUUGAGAGUGAAGAGCACUCCACCGAGGGCCUGAAGGACCAGCUCCCAAAAGAGACGAACGGCCAGACUCCCGUGGGUUGGGAGCAUCCCUCUCCACAACUCCCCCCAACUGCUCUCCAAAAGAUGGGAGGGCAGGAGGGGGAGGAGGAGGCAGAGCCUUUUGCUGUCACUGAUAACCUGGCCACUGCAGGUGACAGUGGGGCUGGCUUGCCCUUCCCCUGGGGACCAUGUCCGUCAGAGAUCCUCUCCACUAUCUAUGAAGUAGAAAGUGGUGCUGAGACGCCAGGCCCGGAUGAAGAAGAGGGGAGCCGCUGCUUCUGCAAUGCCUCCCAAGACCAAGCUCUUCACCUAGGAAACAUCCAGGCCACCGUGGUGCAGCAGCUAAUCAGCCGGUCACUGCUCUUCCCCACAGAGGUGCCUUCUGGGGCUAUCGGUGGUAAGGGGGCAAUGAGCAGCGAAGUGGAGAUUGGCAAAUGGACUGAACUGAUAUCCCCUCUGGAUGAGUCACGGGCCAGCAUAACUUCUGUGACAAGCUUCUCCCCCGAGGAUAUGUCAUCCCCACAUGGAGACUGGACUGUGGUGGAAGUAGAGACCUUCCAUUGAAUUGCUUCCAUGGAGGGACUUGCCUCUUGUGACCCGACACAUCCUUCUUGUAGUUUUUAGCUCACUCAGGAGUACCUUGGAGUCAUUGAUGGUUUGCUAAUGAAGGAUUAUCUUCCCUUUUGUCUCUGGGCCACGUUGCAUCUACUGUAGUUCAGCUCUUGUGAGCUAUCACCAGGCGAGAAAAUAUUUAUUCCCUCUUGCGUUUCUGCUGACCUUGGCUCACAACCAUUUAGCAAAUGAUACUUGAAUUUUCAAAGGUGGGGAAUGCCUUCUGUCCACAGAAGGAUAUAGGAAGCCUGUAGCCCACUAGUGGCUGUUGGAGUUCAACUGAUGAGUUGGAGUUUAGCAAUAUCUGGAGGGCCACAGGUUUAACCUCUUAUUGUAUAUGAACCACCAAGCUAACAGAUCUAUUGACUCUGAGGCGUGGGUAUGCUUUUUUCAAAGUCCUGUUUUCAGAAAGCAGGCAAUCUUUCUGCUAGGAUGUCAGAUAAAAGCUCAAAUGCCCCCUUGCCUGCAUUUGAUAGCAGUAGGAAGGAAGCAGACCGUUGCCACUUGAAGAAAGGUUGUCUUCCCUCCACCAGGGAAAAGGGGCAUUUGCAAGUGGAGAGAAGAUGCCUUUUUUCUUUAAUCAAUGUUCAUCUGAUUUUUGAAAGAACUGAUCACUCCAAGCCUCUGCCUCUAAGAUGGUUUUAUCUUGGGACCCACAUACAGAUGCAUUUAUACAAACAUGUCCAUGGACUGGAAGAGCUCUUGUUUUAUGAAGUAGAUGGAGAGCUACACCCUGCAAGAGGCAGGACAAAAAGUUGCUACGCUUCUGCUGGAAAUCACGCUUGUAUGGUGAAAGUCUUUGCGCAGAUGUGUCCCAAGAGUGCCAGUGCAGUGAAGUAGUUUGAGUGCAGGACUACAACUAGAGAUCAGGGUUCAGCAAUGACAAUACACUGGGUGAUUUCAGGCAAGUCACAUACACUCAGCCUCAACAAAGCACAAGCAAAGUCACCGCCAAUGAAACAGGUUUGCCACAAUUCAGGAACAACUGAAUUCUGCCACAACAAACUGGCCCUACUCCCCCCCCUUUUUUUUUUUUGCUGACACAGCAGGAAGUCACUUGGGCUUACACUUUUGAGAUAAGUCAGACCAUAUUGAGUAUUUUUUAGUUAUUGAAGAAAUUAGCUUGCUCUUUUUUUAGGGGGAUGUUGGAACAGAUCUAGUGAUGCAAAAAAUCACCUUAUGUUCUGGUAUGAGAUUUGUGGGACUUGCUAGUAUUACAUGAGAUAAAACUGCCAUCCCUAAUCUCCCAGGCAGUUCCAGGAUGCUGUGUUUUUGCGAGUUUUUAUUUUAUUUUAUUUUUUUUGCAUGCGUUUCUUCAUUUCACUACAGGCAGCUGCCACCAUUUUUUCCUACUGAUGCAGGGAAAAGAUGCCUUCAACAAAUUCUCUCAAAUUAUCUGGAAGACAAUGCCUGAAGAUUAUUUGUCUGUCCUUCAGAAAUGUUGCCAGAAAAGCUCAAGUGAGACAGAUUUUUCCACUAUGGGGGGAAUCUACACUGUACACACAAUGCAUCUUGACACCACAUUAACUGCCAUGGUUUAAUGCUAUGGUAUCGUGGUAUCUCUAGUUUGGUGAGGCAUCAGCACUAUAACUCCUAGGAUUCCAUAGCCCUGGGUCAUGGCAGUUAAGUGGUGUCAAACUGCAUUGUCUAUGGUGAAAAUAUGCCUUGCACAAGGCAAGUGGCCGUUUUGUCUUUUAAGCUUGUCUGGUUUCUGAGUCUAAAGGUGCCCACUGAAGGUGUGCUGCCCUGUCAAAAGUUCACCAGUCCUCUGUUGCCAAGGAUGUCUCAUCUCCCAUUAUGUUGCUUUAUUUAUUUUGAGGCUUCCAUCUCAACAUUUCUGUCCUCUUUGCUGCACCUGCCUUGCGCAAAGAGAAGCUGACUGUCUUUCCUAUUUACAUGCAGGAAUUGUUGUGCAGUAGCAUUGUAGGAAACAGCUUUGUUGAAUGUAGCAGGGUCUUGAUCUUAGGUGUGUGACUGCUGUUGUAACAUAGCAAAUCAUUAGUGAUAAAUUAUAGUAGAUAUUUCUUACGUUUUUUCUAAAUAAAGAUAAGCAUUUGAGUUUC
Molecule: messenger RNA, 6160 nt
Organism: Anolis carolinensis (green anole)
Lineage: Eukaryota; Metazoa; Chordata; Lepidosauria; Squamata; Anolidae
Gene: prr36
Product: proline rich 36
Exons: 6
Coding region: 282-4049 (1255 amino acids)
Source: RefSeq, a predicted model, not a curated record